CUAAACUCACACCAUAUUAACCUAUCUGAUGGCUCUUAAUACCUUUUAACAAGUGCUAUCACUUUUUAUGUGUCUUUGCUACUACAUCAUAAACCUGAAGGUGGGAUUUGUAAUAAGUGUCUAUUAUUUGUUGGCGGCAAUACUUGACAUUUGUUAUUUUUGACUGUCUUUCCGUUUUCUCACGUAAUAACUUAGUUUCCUUUUGGAGUAUCUUCAAAGGACUAUUAAUCAAGGUGUCUUGCCCUCUUCUGGCUAACAGUGAAACAGUAGAGAGGAAAUCUGAACUAAGAUAGGGCAAUAGGAAUUUGAAUCAUAAGUGCAGUGACAGAAAUGUGUUGAAGCUCAUUCACUGCAAAACGUUGCCUGGCAAUAAUGCUAAGGCUUCCAUCUCCAGCUACGUCGCUCCAAAGCCUUCCCGAAAGGUAGGUGAAUAUAAAUUAACCACCGCCCCCGCCCCGCACGGAGAGAGACUUCGCAUCUGCAUAUUCCCUUUCGUCCCUCUGCCACUAACUCGAUCGCCCGCGGAAACAAAGGCCUCGGCAGCGGGGCCGAGCUCCCGCUCCUCUGCACAGAGAGAUUCAAAGUGUCAGCUCCCCACCGAAGAUGGGAUGCAAAAUCACCUACGGAAAGCAAAACAAACGAGCCCCAAGCGCCGCCUUUACUGUCAGCGGGGGCGGAAGCUGCAGUUCUGGUGCGGUCAUAGAGUUUUCUAAUUCCGGUUUCGGGGCCACAUUCGGGGCUAGAGCGCCUCUCCUCCGCCGGCCGUCCCCACGCCCGGCGCUCGUAUUUCCGGGUCCGGCUUCUGUCACAAAGCGGAGGCCCCGCGUCAAACGUGGCCUGGUGGGUCCUUCGCGCCUGUCCUGGGGUCGGAGCGGAAGGACCGGGGCGGGCGGGGGUACUUCACAGCCCACAGCUGGAGCCGGUCCUCUCGUACGGGCCCGCGUUGGCACCUCUGCCCGCAGAGCCGGCUGGCUUUUGAGCCCUCAGGAUUGAGUCCCUGAUCCGCAGCCUCCAGGACUGCAGUUCUAGAGGACAGCUCUCCUUCGCCCAUAGCUGUCCCCCAUAAUCACGCUCUGCCCUGUGAGGUGCAUUUGACAAGUCACCUCCACACUCCCACCUCUUCCACCACGUCUGCCUUAACUGCGUUCUUAACCUGCUAAAUUUGAGACCCCUCCCUCUGCCUCUAGGGGAGGUCCCCCCCACCCCGCCCCCCGCAUAAUUGAGAGAGGAGUUCCGUUAUCCUGCAGAAAGAUUACUUUUAAGACUGAGCACCCAUUUAAUACCCGAAGAAAGUUCAUGUUUAGAGAGUUUGUGGGCAAAGUGAAACCCAGUGCACACAGGAAACUAUGGCUGAGCACGGGGCUCACAUCACAACUGCUUCUGCGGUGGAUGACCAGCCAUCCAUCUUUGAGGUGGUAGCACAAGACAGUUUAAUGACAGCAGUGAGACCUGCUCUUCAGCAUGUGGUCAAGGUUCUUGCAGAAUCCAAUCCUGCCCACUAUGGCUUCUUUUGGAGGUGGUUUGAUGAAAUCUUUACCCUGCUAGAUCUUCUGCUCCAGCAGCAUUAUCUAUCUAAAACCAGUGCCUCAUUUUCUGAAAACUUUUAUGGCUUAAAGAGGAUUGUAACGGGAGAUACGCACAAGCUUCAGAGAUUGGCCAGUGCUGGUCUCCCAAAGAAGCAGCUCUGGAAGUCAGUUAUGUUCCUGGUUCUUCUUCCCUACCUGAAAGUGAAGCUGGAGAAGCUGGUUUCUAGCCUGAGAGAAGAGGAUGAAUAUUCUAUCCAUCCCCCUUCUUCUCGCUGGAAACGAUUUUACAGAGCCUUUCUGGCAGCUUACCCAUUUGUUAACAUGGCCUGGGAAGGCUGGUUUCUUGUACAACAACUUCGAUACAUCCUUGGAAAGGCUCAGCAUCACUCCCCACUGCUGAGUCUGGCUGGAGUCCGGCUAGGUCGACUUACACUUCAGGACAUACAGUCUCUGGAGCACAAACCAGCAGAGGCCAGCAGGAUGCAGCAACCAGCCAGAAGCAUUAGUGAGAAGAUAAAGUCAGCGUUGAAGAAAGCUGUGGGGGGCGUUGCCUUAUCCCUCUCUACUGGCCUUUCUGUGGGUGUAUUCUUCCUGCAGUUUCUUGAGUGGUGGUACUCAUCUGAAAAUCAAGAAACCAUCAAAUCAUUGACUGCCCUGCCUACUCCACCACCGCCUGUACACCUAGACUACAAUUCUGAUUCUCCUCUGUUACCCAAAAUGAAGACUGUGUGCCCACUGUGUCGUAAAACCCGGGUGAACGAUACUGUUCUUGCCACCUCUGGCUAUGUGUUUUGUUAUCGCUGUGUGUUUAAUUACGUGAGAAGUCACCAAGCUUGUCCUAUCACAGGUUAUCCAACAGAAGUACAACAUCUAAUUAAACUGUACUCCCCUGAGAACUGAAUGGGAUUAGCAUCUUAUCUCACAACAAAAUUAUUGCACUGAAAGGCCAGAGGGCUGGUUUUUUAGCAUGGUACAUAGCAUUGUUUGAUACUUCUUAGCCUCAAUUCAUAAUUGUAUGAACUUUAAACAACUAUAUGGAUUUCCUUAAAAGGAUAUACCCAUUGAUCUUAACCUUUUAGCCUGCUCUCUAGACCCCUACUUAGAGUUGACCAAGCUGUUCUAGAAUAAGAGAAUCAGGAGUGGCAGGGGAUGUGGAGGGCCAGUGUAGAAGAAGUGGAUAAAAGAGGAUAAUUAGCACAGAAGCUUUUCUUAUCUCCUUCCUUAAAGGACAAGAGGUAUAGAUGCUCUCAGGAAAAACCCAUGCUAGACCUCAGAAAGUGGGUGGUGAAGGGGAAGCAGGCUUUUUCUUUAGAAAAGAAAGCAUUUAUGUGCCUAUGAGGAAUAGAUUUUAUCGGUUUGCAAACAAUGUGAAAUGUGGACCUGCUCUUUAUAAAAAUACUUAGAAACACUUGAAAAAAACAAUGGCUCCUUCCAUAGGCUGUGACCCAUUAAUUAAGUAACAUCUGCUAUAGUCUGUCAACUUUUAAAGAUUCCUUUAUGAGCCAUACAUAUCUUUCUUGGGAAACUGGUUAAAGGAAAAUAGGGGUCAAGUGUAUAUAGAGAAUAGUCUGAAGAUUUCACUGUGAAAGCCAAGCUAAUAAGCAAUGAAGAGAUGAAGUAAAAUACUGAUCUAUGACUAUGUAAAGAAAGCAUCUUUCCAUAGACUCUUUCUACUUGCUGUUAAGCGUUUGCUAAACUGGCAUGAAUUAUUCUGGCUAUCACUAGUUUCUAUGAAACACUUAAGUAAAUUUCAAGAAUAAAUGUUUUUGGCAAAGAGC
Equus caballus (horse) is the source of this 3304-nucleotide messenger RNA. It is a transcript of the gene PEX12, whose product is annotated as peroxisomal biogenesis factor 12. The record is from RefSeq and is a predicted model, not a curated record. Gene Ontology annotation, biological process: protein monoubiquitination; protein import into peroxisome matrix. Gene Ontology annotation, cellular component: peroxisomal membrane; peroxisomal importomer complex. NCBI's taxonomy places the organism in Eukaryota, Metazoa, Chordata, Mammalia, Perissodactyla, Equidae. Gene Ontology annotation, molecular function: zinc ion binding; ubiquitin-protein transferase activity; protein binding.